CGACUCACGACUCAUAAUGAUAACGCAAGUAGCACACAUCGAUAAUUUAAUAAUUCCAGAUGGAAAUGUUUUGUUUGUGAAUCGUGUACUAUUUGUAGUUUGUUAUUUUGUGUCCAGUGUCCAAAUUGCCCAUGCUCUUAUUAAGUGAACACAACUUAUAAAUUAAUGAAGUCUUUAUCAAAUUAACAUUACAUACUAGGUAUCUUUGGUUUCACUAUUAAUCGAUUAGUAUCUAAAUAAUAUAUUAGUCACAUAUUAAAGUUUCUAAUAUUUAGUAAUGAUUUAUAUAAUAUACCUAAUCCAAAAUACCUAAUAUGUAUAUUUUUGAAACUAUUUAAUACAAUUAAUUAUUUAUUGUUUAGAUCGCCAUGUGUGCUGCCAUCCGUUCUGCCUAUAUCCCCGGAGUUCAAUCACUUUACAAUUUAACAUUAGAUAAGUUAUGUUGCUCUAUAAAUGAAGAUAUCUUACAAAAUCUGUUGAAAUUGUAUCCAGCUCCAAUGGUUUUUGAUGUCAUAUGGAAGGUUUGAAAUAUUAUAGAAUUUGUAAGAAAUUAUGCCUUGUUAUAAAUAAAAUCUUGUAUUUUAUAGAUUUUACGUGUAAAUAAUGAAAGUAAAGAUUAUGAGUAUGAUCAUACUAAUACACACAGUGUACAUUUAUCAAUUGCUCGGGGUCAUAAAAUUGCUGAAAUGGCAUUAUACUAUAAAAAUUUUACAGAACCUGGGCAGCACAUUACUUACAAACAACUAAGUGAUAAAACUCAUGAAAAAUUUGCAGAAAGUGAACAAGUAAAUCUAUUAUAUUACGUAAUUUUUAGUACCUAAGUACAUAAGUAACGUUAUCUAGUAAAAAUUUAGUCUGUCUUUAACUAAGUGGUCAAAAAAAAAAAAAAUUGAGCGAAAUGUAGUCAUUUUUUAUAAGCAUUUUAAGAUCAUAUUUUGAUGAAAAUCAUUAAUAUUACGGCGUUUCAAAACAUGUAUAACUAAACUUCACUUAGAAUUAUUUUUAUGUUAGCAUUGGUUUAUCAUUGCUUAUAAAUAUAAAUUAAAUAACUUAAUGUGUCCUACCUUUCGCACUUUUAACCUACAUUACUAAACACCCUUCCCUAGUAUUAGCAUAUUUUAAAUGUUUCCAAAUAUAACUAUUACUGGUUACCGCUGUAGUAACGGCUAGUAACCAGUUUUUGAUAUGUGAUUGAGGAGUUUUAUUCCUUUAUUAUCAAUUAAUAUUCAGAAAUUGUGGUAAAUAAUUUUAUUGUCACCUUCGAUACUUUUAUCAGUUGAAAUAAAAAGUUCACACGUUUUUCAGCGACCAUUUUUCAUCAUUAAUAUACAAGUUAAAAAUUGAACUUCAAUAUUUUAUGCUUUUUCAUAUUUUCUUCCAAAUGGUGCAUAAAUAAUUAAAGGAAUUUAAAAUAAUCUAUUCUAAAAAAUGUUUGUAGAACUGUACUUAAGCUUAUAGAUGAGUGUUAUUAAUGCAUUAUUACAUAUGCCUAUAAUAAACUAUUACUAUGGUUUGAAAUGUGUUUGAUUUUGUAAUGCAAGGCCAACAAGUAAUUUUAAAAUUAAGAAGGACAGUAAUAUAUUUGUUGUGUAAUGAUAUUAAUGUGUAAAUAAACAACAUGCACAUAUUUAAUAAAAUUGAAAUAAAAUGAAGUGAUGACAAUAAAUAAUAGUUACUUAAUAAUAACAUAAUAUUUAUAGAUGUUUUAGCGAUAAUUUAUUAAUUUAAAUAAUAUUAACUAAAUUGUUCAAUAAUAAUAUAAAUUAAAAUAGACUUCAUGUAAAUAAUUACUAUUGAUACAUAAUAUUGGUCCAUAUUCCCCACAAUGUACACAUAAUCUUGGGUCCAUAUUAAAAUAUUCCACUGCUAAUGUAUUUUAGUUUUGUUCACAUUAUCAAUUUUACAUUUUAAUGACCGGCUAGUGGAAAAACUUCCACUAGUCUAUUGCCCUAUAUCCAUGUAAGAGGAUGGAGUACAAAAAUGUUUUUAUGAUUUGAUAUAAUUUUUAGACUGAAAAUUCAGUUUUAGGAAUUGCGUUUGACAUAUUUAAAUUUUGAAUGAUUAUUAUGAUUCUACAAUAGUUCUUCAUUGGGAUACUUAAGAAUUAUAUUUUUAAUUGAAAUUUGUUCAUCAUAAAUAAAAGACAAAAUACUUUGAAGGACCAUGAAAUAAAAAAAAAAUUACUUUGGUACAAUUAAUAUAACUAACAGUGGUACUCAUAAUAGUUUAUGUUGAUUCAUUGAGAAGUUAAAUUCCGAGAGAUAGCCGUGUGACGUCACAUGGUGCUGUGACGGCCUAUACUUUUACACAGGAAUCACCAAUACAGUCUAGGUUAUUUUUUUAUAUUUAACAAAAAUUAAAAAUUAAGACAAUUAUCAUAUGUACUGACUUAUGAAUGUGAAACACAUGGGUUUUCAUAAAUGUUAGUGUGUGUUUUGUCGUUUUACUAAAUUUAAAUUUACAUAAUUCAUUUUUAUUAUACAGUGGACGCCCUUUAUAAUACUCAUUUUAGCACCAGCACAAAGUGAUUCUCUUAAGUGAAUGAACCUUAUAAGCAAAGUAAAGAAAGGAUUGAAUGUAUUUAUAUAUGUCCAGACUGUUUCAAGUGAUUUUGAAUCUGAUAAGUGACUGAAUCUUAUGGCUGGGAUCACAUGAUCGUUUUAUUUUUAGCCUAAUCGAAUACUUCUUGAAUAAUUUGUUUUCACUAAUCAGUAUUUGUACGCUUAUAUAUAUUUUGCAUUGUAUAUUUUCCUAAUGAUUUUCAGUAUACAGUUUUAUUGUUUAUUUGCAUUUUUAUUGUGAUCUAAUAUAGCCAAUAUAGAUCUUAUGUUUUUUUUGGUUAAUUACCGGUCACUAGAACCAUCCCGCCAACAACCAAUCCUCCAGGUCUCUCUGUCUUUCUCUCCAAUCUGGGCCAUUGUUCAAUGAUUUUGCGUCUCUUUUUACUAUAUCUUCCCAUCUUAAACGGGAUCGUCCAAGAGGCCUCUUUCCUACUAGGUUCUCUGUCAAUACUAUGUGUAGUAGUGGAUUCUGACUACGCCACACUUGACCAGCCCACUUUAGCCUCCUACUCUGGAUUAUAUCCAAUAUGUUUGGCUUCUAAAAGAGUUCCUCUAGUUCCUUGUUUUUCCUUAUUCUCCAUCUUUCAGUUAUCUCAUCUUUUACUGGGCCAAAAAUCUUUCUUAGGAUUUUCCUCUCUAGAAUAAUCAAUUUAUUUUAUUCCAUUUUCCUUAAUAUCCAUGUUUCUGAUCCGUAUGUAAUUAUAGGACAUAAUAGUGUAGUAUAUAAUAGUAACUUUAUUUCCCUUGAUAGGGACUGUAAUCUUAGUAUCUUUGUGAGUCCUUAAAGACAUUAGUUUCCCGGCAGGUUUCUUGCUACUAUUUCCAUUUCAGUUUCAUUUUUUUUGGUCAUUAACAAACCUAAAUAUUUAAAUCAUUUGACUCCUUUUAAUUUGUGGUUGCCUACUCUUAGAGAAAAGUAGGCAUUCUCUCACUAUCUCUUCUCCCCACCACCAUGUAUUCUGUUUUGCUUUUAUUUAUUUGUAGGCCAACAUUCUUUACUGCCUCCUCUAAAUGGACACAUAGUGUUCUUAGACCAUCUUGUGAUUUAUCCAUAGGGAACAAAUCGUCUGCAUAAGUCAAUAAUGCUAUGAUGGACCCUUGUAGUGGCAUCCCUUCCUGAGGACUGAUAUUAGUUUCCCUUAUAACUUACUAAUACCAGGUUAAAGAGAACAGGUGACAUAGAGUCCCCCUGUCUUAGGCUUGAAUUCACAAUUAUUGGGUCGGUUUCCGCUUCUCUUACUCUUACUAUGGCUAUCUCUCUCAAGCUCUACUGCCUCAAUGAAUCAACAUAUACAAAUGUAAAUGUCUAUUACUAACGUUUGUUAUCACCACCAUUAAUGAUAUCAAUAAAUUAUCUAUUAAAAGCCAAAAUAAUUUUUUUGUUUCAUAGUCCUUAAAAUAUAUUUUUGAAAAAUGUUAAAAAUACAAUCAAAUUUAAUUUACAAUUUUAUCUAAAAAAAAUCACUUUAUACUGUAAAUCAGCAAAAUAGCUCCAAAUUAAGGCUUACCAAUUGGAAAAUAUGCAAAAAAAAAGCAAUAAAAAUUGUUAGAUAUGACAUCAACAAAGUAUGAAAUCAAUUUGUUUUUUAUAGAGAAUGUUUUAGUGUUCUGGGUGUCACCAAGUUACCAAAAAUAUGUAAAUGCUAAUACUUCUGAGCCCUGGUGAUAACUUUUAAGGGAGAAUAUUCUUCUUAUGCCAGAAAAUGCAUUAUACAUUUAAAAUAUGACUUAUAAAAUAAAGUUUGAUAUCAGUGAUGUAACCAGUCUGGGCAUUGUUAUAACUAAAUAAUUAGAAAAUUAUGUAUAAUAAUCGAAUAUAAUAAAGUGAAUAAAGAGGUUGAUAAAAUGAAUUCUCUUAACAUUUUUUCCUGGAUACACCACUGUUUGGUAUAGGUACCUAAUACAUUUAAUAUUAUAUUUUUCAUUUUAUUUGUUUUUAGACAAAAUUUGUUGAUGAACACAAUUUUUUCAACUAUUUCAAUGUGGAUUUAUUUUUCAAAUUAGUUGAAGUAACUGAUUGUCGAAAUAAACUGUUUACUAUAUUUCAAGUAAAACAUGAAUACAAAUAAAAUGUAAACAGUACUUUAUUAAUGUGUUAAACAUGUAUUGUUCAGAUUUGCAUACAAGUUAAAGGAUUUGAAUUUCCAAAACAAUUUGCUAAAGCCUGGAUAAAGAACACUAAUGAAAAUGAAAAUAAUGACUUAAUGUUUAUUCGCAUUAAGCAAGGUUUAAAAUUAGGUUUGUAAAAUUAGUAUUAGUAUAUUUUUUUAUUUAAAUGUUAACAAUUUAUAGGGUUAGGGCGAGUAUUAUUUUUUUCAAUUAUAGUCGAGUCAUACUGUUGAGUACUCGAAAAUUGUUGGGUAUUUCAAAAUUGCUAAGUACUCGAAAUUAACGAGUAUUCGAACUUAAGCCAGUACCCAAACAUUAGUUAGUACUCGGAUAUUUAAAAACUAUAAAGGCUUGGGUACUCGAAAUUUCUAGAAUCUAGAUUAUUUUAAAUUGCUAGAAUAUUUUCAUUGUAUAUUUUUAAUAUUUUUUUAGGGUGAUACAUGUUAUAACAGUCAUUAUAAAACUAAAUAAUAAACACUUAAAAAAAAUAAUGAUCUAUUUUUAUUAAUUCAAACAAUGAACCUUCUAGUUAUUCCUUGGGUUUUUCUUAUCAGUUAUUGGAAAUAUUUGGGUUUCGAGAUUUUUAUAGUUUUUUCAUUUGUUUUUUAUAUUUUUCAAAUAGUCGAGUAGACACGAGUACUUGAUUCAAGUUGAACUCGACCCGACUUAAAAAUUUUUUCAGAGUCUGUUACUCGCUCAACCCUAACAAUUUAUUUUAUUUGUGAUGUUUAGGCAUUUUUCUUGGUGAUGCUGGCUGGCUUUGUGAAAGCGCACUUGUUCUUUCAUAUACAUACCAAAUAAUAUCUACAAAGUGGGUGUGUGAUGAUCAAAAUUUAAAACUGAUGAAAACUAUUCAAUGUCUGGCCAAGUUAAAAAAAAAUCUUGAAUUAUAUAAUACUUUAUAAUUUCAAAUAAUAUUUAAUUUAUCACAAAUUUAUUUUGCCUAGGUGGUUAUUGGUAGCAUCAAAUUAUCAUAAUUUUGAUGAAGCAAAUGUCGUUUUAGAACAUAUUUUAAAAACGAUCAGCAUCCUUGAAAAAAUAGAAGGAAAAAAGCUGUGUAUAUCUUAUGCUUAUGUUUCAGUUUCACAGUACUAUUAUGUAUUAAUGGAAUUUAAUGAGGUUUGUAAAUUAUUUUUUAUUGAGUAUUUGAUAAUUUAUUUAUAUUAUGAUUAUUUAGGCUAAGUUGUGGGCAGUUAAAGCUGUUAAUGAACUUCAUGAUCAAAGUGGUGAUGUUUUGAAACUUUUAGUCAUAAGCCAUAUCAUUAAAGUUUGCUCAGUUUUGAAUAAUUUGACCAUGGCAAAAAAAUUGAUUUGUCAAUUACAUACAUAUGACAAAACAAUUGAUCAAAACGUUCAUGUUGAUAUGUUAUUAAAUGAGGCGUGCUACUCAUUGAAAGCAGAUCUAGCAAAAGACAGUAUUCACAGUUAUUACGUAUGAAUUAUCAGUGAUAAUCAAUAAAUGAAUGAAAAAUAAAACACUUGUGUUAUUAAUUUUUAGAUUGCAUUAGAUUCUAAAAGAAAUCUAUUUGGUUACUUUAAUUUGAACACUGCAAUGGUAUUUAUUGAUUAUGCUUAUGCUCGGUAUGUUUGUGAUUAUUCAACAGUCGACUUUAAAGAAGCUAUGUAAGAAAUAAAUAUCAUUUCAACAUUUAAUAAUUCAAAAAUAACUUUUAAAUUUGUCAAUUAACGGUUAUGUUUUUAACAUAGGCGAAGUAUAUUACAAGGGAUAUUUAUAAUGUCCAAAAUUGGAGUACCAGAUGAUAAUAUGUUGUUAGUAAAUGCUGGACGAAUAAAAGCAUUAAUACUUGAAGAAAAAGCUCUUUAUUUACUAGAAAAUGGAAUCAAUAUGCAUCUUCAUAAUGGUAUUUACUUUUUAAACAUAAUAAUUCAUGUAACUCAUAAUUAUUAAAUUUAUAUUUGCACUAAUAAUUCUAACUUAAAAAAUAUUUUUUAAGAAUCUGAAUCACAUGUACGAGAAAUGAAGAAGUUGUUGCAAAAAACACAUACAAAUAUGUUGCAUGAAGCUGAACAACUUCAUUCUAAAGCAUUAGAAGUUUCAUUGCAAUUAGUUGGAGAAAAAGCACUCCUUACAGCAAAAUCUUACUGUAAUCUUGGUAGACUUUAUCAAAGUCAAGAAAAAUAUGCGGUAAAACUUAAUUUUUUAUAUUUUUAUUUUAAUAAAUAUUUAACCGAAAUCAUUAAAAAAAAAAUAUUAAUAAAAUACUGUAUUAUUAGUACCUUAUAAAAGGAGUUUUCUUGUAUUACAGAAAUCGGAAGAAAUGCACUUACGUGCAAUUGAAAUUAAAGAAUCUAUCUUAGGUAAAGACAAUCCAGAAGUUGCACUAUCUUUGGGCCAUUUAGCAAGUUUGUACACGUAUCAAUUAAAAAAAUUUAAAGAUGCUGAACUUCUUUUUUUACGAUCGAAAAAAAUUUGUGAGUCAAAUAAUAUAAUUAUAUAUAAGUUAACAAAUUUCACUAAAAACCUAAUUAUUUUUCUUUAGAUGAAACAACAUAUGGACAUCAAUACACGGGAUUAUUGUAUGAUUUGCAAGGACUGGUAGCAAUAUACAAUGAACAACAAAAUAUUGAUAAAUUAUUAGAAUAUAAAGCAAAGCUAUUGGAAUUUUAUGAAACACGUGAAACUUGGUUAUUUGAAGUGCAUACAGCAAACGAUGACAACUGCACAAAAGAAGAUUUAAGUUUGGAUAAAUUUAAAUGCAUAUUGAAUGAGUGUAUCUGUGACAAAUAGUAGAUUCAAAUGUAACAAUAUAAUACGAACACUCAAUAUUUUUUUUUGUAUUUAAAUGACAUUACUUAUUUAGUGUUUUUGAUUUUUGAUUUUUUUUUUUUUAAUACUAGUUCAAAAUGAUAAUUAUUUAAAUUUUACACUCAACAAUAUUUCCAUAUUUGAUUGCAGUUCUUAAUCAUUUUUCAACAUAUGAAAUAAUUCUAUAACAAAACCUGAAUCUAUUUUUAAAAUACAUUUUUCAAUAUUCAUAUUUCAAAUCAACAAUACCUAUAGUUUCUAUCAAUUUGUGGGCCAUUGUUUGUUAUUCUUUACAUAAUAUUUCAUCUAUAGAGUUGUAAUUAGUCAUAUCAUUAAUUUUCAUGUAUAUUUAUAAUAAUUUUUACAAAAAAUCCUAUUAAUUAUAUAGCUUAUUCAUAUGAUUUUGUACUAUAUAUUUUAAUACUUGUUUAAAGUUAUUUUGUAGAAAAUUAUUCAUAUUACAUUAAUUAAAUCAUUAUAGUUUUAAAAUAAUUUUUUUGGUAAUCAUGUUGCGCAUGACACUAGUUAAACAGUUUUUAUAAAUAUAAUAUGUUCUAUGCAUACAAUUUAAUAACUGCUAUAAUUAUUAAUUUUACUUUAGUUUAUUGAAGUAUUAAAAUACUUAAAACUUACUAUAUAAGUUUAAUAAUUUAAUAAUUUUCUUUUUUCUCAAGUUAAUUUUAGUCUUAUAAAGUUUAAAUUUGUAAGAAUCAUGCUAUUUAUUAUAUAUUUUUUUUCAUUGAAAAAUUAACGGUUCAAUUUCUCUCUAGUUUUUAUGUGUGAAAAAAUGUUUUCUACUGUUAGCUUAAAUUCAUAGAUAUUUAAGGUAUAAGGUGAAUCAUCCUAAAUUAUUCAAUAUACAUAUAUUAAGUAAUAAACUACUUCAUUAAAAUGUAUGCAUUCCUAUUUCAAGAUACUUAAAAAUUAGACUCUUGUUAAGUGUGUUUCUUUAGUAGGUAUUUUAUAUUAUAUAACUAAUAUUUUUAUGUUAGAUAUAAAUUGUAAAUAGUUUUUACUUUACUACUUUUAAGUUUUAUUGUACAAUAGAUAAAUAAAAAAUUUUGAGUCUUACAAAUAAAUGAACUCUUUUCGUGUAUGUUCUUACUAUAGCAGGUAACAAGUGUAAUUUCCGGUUCAUAAUUUUCCAAUAAUUUCGUUGAUUUUCCAUCUUUGAUUUUGCUCAGUGAACACACUACUUGUAUGUUUGGACCUCGUCAAAAAUACCAUAGGGUAAUACAUAGUUCUCUCAUUAAUGUAACAGGUUAUAUGAUCUAUAAAAUGAUUAUUUGGGUAAGUUAUGUAACACAAGUGCGGGCACAUUAAAUGAUUAAAAGUCCAACACAAUGGGACAAUUUAUUUCAGAAGAUAGCAAUGGCACACCCAUUUUUUAAACAAAACUACAAGCCUUUCAACUACAUAGAACUAAAAUUAAGUAAUUAGAUUAAAUCUUCAGUUUCCGACUACCACACCUGAAAGCUAUAAUAAUAUAUAAUUUUCAUAUCAAACUAAAAUGAAUUAUUUAACCUUUUGAUUAGACGUUGGUAUAUAGUAAUUAACUAUAAACUAUAAUUAUGAGUUCAUGAC
Messenger RNA from Cinara cedri, 9021 nucleotides. Lineage: Eukaryota; Metazoa; Arthropoda; Insecta; Hemiptera; Aphididae. The record is from the annotation of a GenBank genome assembly.